This is a messenger RNA of Anneissia japonica, 5781 nucleotides long. Its product is annotated as A disintegrin and metalloproteinase with thrombospondin motifs 17-like. Gene Ontology annotation, biological process: proteolysis. The coding region runs from base 136 to 1341 and encodes 401 amino acids. Gene Ontology annotation, molecular function: metalloendopeptidase activity. Lineage: Eukaryota; Metazoa; Echinodermata; Crinoidea; Comatulida; Comatulidae. The record is from RefSeq and is a predicted model, not a curated record. The transcript is spliced from 9 exons.
AAAUGUGUUAUUGUACACUUUACGAUCCUGCUACACUGCAGAGAGAACACGGUUAGCCACUUCCAUGGUUAAGUACUGGGCAGGGCGGACAUUCGAAGCGUUACGGUGAUCACAUUAAAUGUGUCCUGACUGCUUAUGUAUUGGUUAAGCAUUGUGGCUCUCUAUCUAAUUUAUGGUUCAGUAAGUGGGGUAUCGGACAAUCAGAAUGUCGAGUCAAGAUCUGCUUCAAAAUUCGGAGAUAAACAUGAGAAAUAUAUUGAAUUAUUCGUCGUAGUUGAUUACUUGACGUUUAGUUACCAUGGGGACAAUACAGAAAAAUACAUCAUAGAUAUGCUAAACACGGCGGCAAGGUUUUGGAAUGACUCUACACUAGAAGUGAACAUUGGCCUACUCCUGACGGGAAUAGAAAUAUUAAGAGAGCCAGAUCCAUUGAUAAGCAACGAUGAAGAUGCUAACACCAUUUUGAUGGACUUUAGACUCUGGUUGUCAAGUGACCACAGUCCAUACUCAGAUCUUAAUUUUGAUGUUGCAAUACUUAUUACAAGACAGGACAUUCAUAUCGAUACAAACUACGAGGCCACGGGCAAAGGGUUCGUCGGCGGAGUAUGUAUAGAAGGCAUGAAGAUGGCAAUAGUGGAAGACGAUAGCCCAAUGGGGCUAGCAAUGUCAAUAGCACAUGAACUUGGUCACCUGCUGGGGAUGUACCACGAUUACCAAUACAGCGAUCCGCUAUGUCCCGACAAGACAUUCCUAAUGUCGGGAUUUACAGUCGGGGGACCGAAGUCAAUGCAAUGGUCAAGUUGUAGCAGCGAAGCGGUACAGAGAUUUGUAAAGGGCCGUACAACAAAUUGUUUAAAUACUCAUGGCAGAGGUGAGAUACUGAUUGGGGACCACUCAGUAGGGGUAAGGUACAAUGCAGAGUUCCAAUGUACGAUGCUACGGAGAGAAAAGUCGUUUGGAUGUAAUCAGAAGGAUGCGUGCAGUGACCUAUCCUGCUCAACGUCGAAUCCGAGGGCUUCUUGUGUGAGUGUUAACAGACCACCCCUUGAUGGUACUUGGUGUGGUGAGGACUCGUGGUGCCAACAGGGUCUUUGUGUAAAGCACCCAAUCAACGUCGAGCAACAUGCUAACAACCAAAACAAGAAUAUAAAACGAUUUGGGGUCGGUGCUUCCUCUAGCGACAACGCCGCAUAUCUUUUCUUGCAUGUAUCAUUGAAAGUUUCUUUAUUGCUGGUUUUAGUGAUUGUUUUAAAAAUAGUUUUGAAAACUCUUAGAUUCUGUUCCAGCUACCUGCUAGGCCUACACAAGGCCAGACAUGGAAAACAAAUAUGGUCUGUAUGAUAAUAACAGUAAUACGUUGACUUACCAAUAUUUUAAGCCCAGAUACACUAUGUAUCUUAUUUAUUCUGCUAUGUAUUAUUAUUAUUAUUAUUAUUAUUAUUGUUAUUAUUAUUAUUAUUAUUAUAUAUCGUAUUGUCUCCACCUCGGUCUGUGACGUAACUGACGUGCAAUGAAAAUACUGUAUAAAGGAAUGAAUGCUUAAAAAUUAGCACUUAAAAAAACAAUUCACCAAAUAUAAAUGUUUAUCACAUUUUGAAAAGGGUAAAUAGGUCAUUUAAAAAAGGUUAGGUAAGUUUUUUUUAAAAUGUAAAUAAAACCAUUAAAGUUAUGAUACAUUCCGUUAGUUUUAGUCUUAAUUGUGAUGUCUCGGGCUGCUUGGUGUUGGAUGCCAUAACCUAGGCAUAAACGUGGACAAAACCGAAUACUUGUUUCUAUUGUUCAGGUGUAAAAUACGAUACAUUUUAAGUAAUUUUUACUUUUGAAAACAAGAACACAGCGAUGUUAUUUUAUUUAUAACAUAAUUUUCAAAUAAAUAAAGUUGAUGCAACGUUACGUUAAAGUUAUUUUCUGACAUAACUUAACCACAACGUUCACAACUAUCGAAAAUGUUUUAAUAAGGUUUUGUUUUUGCUGGAUCAUCGGAACUAAAAAUAUCUUCAAAUUGUUUAAAUGGGGGAAAAUACAACCUACUGUUGGCCAGUACCUGGUAACUGCACCGGUCAUUUCAAGACAGGCGCGCUCCAAAUUUGGACCUAAUGGGAAGGAAUUACUAAGUAAUACUAUCGUAUAAAUAAACUCCCGUAUGUGCAUGGGCAGUCGGAGGAUCUUCCCCGGCAUGUGAACAUAAUGACAGUAAGUGGAGCAAAAUGGAAAGUUGUUGGAAUCGAACCAGUGACAUUCGACCUUAUGAUAGAUCAUAUGGAGGAAUUAGUUUAGAUACAUCUCGCACGACGUCGCACGACGCCACAGGCGUAAUGGUGAUCACAAGAGAUAACCUACUGAAUGGAAGUGUUUACUAGCCUAUAUCAGGUACUUGCAGUAAAUUGAUGCAAGUAAAUUGUAUUUCUUUUUUAUAUACUAACAGUAAUAAACACUUUAAAUAUAGUUUGACCACGAGUGGUAUGAUAAUUUAAUGAAAUAAAUCACAUAUAUCAAAUUUUGAGCUACAGAAAUUAAAGUACCAAGUACAUUUACGAAAGCUGUUUGCUAGCAUUUUUCUUAUAAAUAAAAAACACAUUACACAUUUAUGCUGUCAAACACAGGUAAUUUGAACAUCUUUGGUGCAAUUACUUUGAAGCAAACUGUGUCACGUUCAAUAAAUUCAAAAACGGAAUACUUAUAAAUAAACAAUAUAAUUCCAACUAUAUUUCAUCUCAAAUUGAGUUGUAAGCAACGAUCACAAUUACAAAUUAUGUGACGAUACAUAUGAUGAAUAUCGUGGUAGCUCAUACAAUUUUCUAGAAUACACAACAGGCAAGGUUUCCAAAUUCGAAUAUGAAUACAAGACCAUUAUGAGUAAUCUCUCAGAUUACUAAAAUUGCACUUUAUGAAAACGCCCUCUGGUGGCAAUAUAUUCCUCAAAACGAUGCAUCUCAAAAUCGACGUUUAAAAUAUUUUCAGUUUCCCUUAUUUCUACAAGACUAUGAAAUGUAUAUAUAAUCAUAAGCCCGUAAGUCUUUUACAGGCCUAUACUAUAUCACAAUAUUAACUGGUAUUGGUGAUAUAUCUUAACAUUUUAAGUAGUAAUUAAUUAAUCAACUAGAGCAUAUCCAUCGCACUGGGAUACAGUAACUCAAAUUAAAAUGACCCACUGCACAUGAUUCGUUAGUCCACUGACUCCGUUCAAAAUGUUCACCAGUUAUGCAAAAGUUUGCCCUUGUGGUAAUUAAUUAGUCUGAAUUAUUCGUUACAUAUGUAAUAAUCUGUACCUUAAAACUUUUUUUUUCCAAAUAUAACAUCACAAUUGACCGUUGCCAGUCCAACAAUAGGCCUACUAGGACAUUAGUGACCAAGUGUAUACUCAGAUACAUUCUUCGGAGUAUAAACGUUAAUUUUAUGUUACUUAAACCCAAUCAAUGCGUCUGUUAAUACUAGACGCCAUACCAGAAUAACAGUUUUCUCUUGAGUGAAAUUUUCAAAAAACUGUUAAGUGUUAAUUUUCAGUGAGAGUUUUAAUCUCCUAAGUACAUUAAAAAAUCUAAUAAAUAAAGUAACAUUUACAUCUCAAGUUAUAAAAUUAUUUGUACAAAAAGUUGCAAAAUACCCAAUUCCUUGGUCUCAGAUUUAACUUGUCAAAAAUCAAGUCAUCAACCAAUGGAGUUCCCACCAGCACCUUGACCAAUUAAGUGCGGCAAUCGUAUAUAAACUCUAUAGCACCAUGCGAAAAUCCUCCCGAUAAAUCUGAAUUUUGAAUACAUAAAGGAAAUGACAGCAGAAUCCUGCAGCUAUCAAAAACUAACGAUUAAUCAACAAAAGAUAUUCUAGAUCUACUUUCAACAAGUUUCAAAAUCCAAGUACUGCAAAGCACAUACAAAAUCAUUAUUCAAUGAUGAUCGACGCACAUCUGUCGGGUUCCUCAGUAUAUGUGUAUGUAAACAUCCAAAUAACCAAGAUCAACCCGUCAACCUAUUGACGAAUCAAGUAUAUGUCACCAUCAAACAAAUGAUGAUGGUUUAUUAUGUUCUGCAAAUUACUACUGCGACUAUAGUAGUAAUAAGACUAAAAUGGUGAAUAUCUCAGAACGUCAUUAUCGUGAUCAUCAUGACAUCAUAACCAUAAUCAUCGCCUGCGACAGGUAGUAGGCCUAUUAUUACUCUAUGAAACAUGCUCAGUAGAACAAUAUUAAUUUCAGUGACGAAAUAUUAAUUCUACAGAUUCAAGUUUCAGCAAGAACUGUUUGGAAAGGCAACAUGCUUGAUGAAAGCAUGUGACAGAGAGUUGUAAGUGGUUUGGCUUCCAAAUGUAUGGUCGCCAGUCCUAACACUGGUCACGCUACUUACGUCUUUGUUCAAGGCACUUUAUCUAGCUUCCCUCUCCCAAGCCAGGAGAUAAAAAUGGGUACCUGCAUGAUGUAAAACAUUGAGUAAUGCAGCAAUUUAAGAUUGCACAUCAGCAUACUGUGACCAGGGUAACACAUUAUAAAUGUUGGUAGGAAAAAGAAAUAAAAGUUCCAUUUAAAAGUUCCCUUUAAGAUAUUAACCUAAAGUAUCAUCACCAUUAACAUUAUCCCCAUCAUCCAUAUAAAAUCAUCCAUUAUGUUUGCUUUCAAUUGUUGACCUUAGAAUAAAAUUAGGAAGCUAGUUAAUCACAUUCUAAAAUAUAUCUCUAUUACUCAAACAAUAUGAGAUUCAGAUAAAUUUCUUUGCAUAAAAUGAUUAUAUAAAUAUUUCAUUUUACAUUUUCAAGGCAAAACGGAAGAAAUGAGAGAAAUAGCCUAAAGAUAUAUAACAGAGAAAGACAUGAAAUAACGUUUUUGAUUAUGAUAAUCAUAAUAUCAAUAUAUCAUAACAUGGGAAUGCAUUUGCAAGUAUAUACAUAUAUUUUACUAAAGAGAUAAUGACACAUUUAGAUAUAUUAUAUACACAUUCUAAUUCUGUAAUACUUUUUUCCAUACCCUCAACAUUAAUUUCUAUACCAAUUUUGAAAAAGAAACACAGAAACACCUUUCAUUCAUUUCAAAUGAAUACCUGCACUUCUCAGUUCAACUGAGACUUUCUAGCUUUGUCCACACUAUCAAAUUUUAUUUGACAAAAAACUGUUGUAUGCCCAUAUAUAGUCAUGAUGUGCCUAUAUAUGGUCAUGAUGUGCCUAUAUAUGGUCAUGAUGUGCCCAUAUAUAGUCAUGAUGUGCCUAUAUAUGGUCAUGUGAUGUCAUCAUGACCAUAUUUAGUCAUGUCACAUUUUUUUGUCAAAUAAAAUUUGAUAGUCUGGACAGGGCUUUAAUGUUUAUACAACUUCUAGUGAAAGAAAGCACCAGAUUACUACUUUUAAAAAAUGUAGAAAAUAUUGCAUUUGCAUAAUCUUCAUAGAUAUACAAAAAAAAAAAACUCUUCCUAUAAGCAGAAAUCUGAAUAAAUACUGGUUAUGCAAGUUAAUCAACCAACAUUUCUUAAAAAUUAAUUGAUUUCAUUUUACCAUGAUAAGAAUCUUAAUUUUAACAAAUUUAUCUGUAUAGUUUAUAUGCAUCACUGUAAACGAAAAGCGAAAUUCUUGAAUGUAUUAUAUGUCAAUCAUUAAACAUUUCAUAAUUUCAAUUCAUAUAUUUUAAAAAUUUCUAUAUAUUGAUUUUCUGAAAGAUUAAUUGCACCUAUAAAUCUUCUAUAGAAUAUCAAAAUACAAAUUAAAUACACUAUAAUAUGCUUUGGGCAAAUAAAGAGUAAGACAAUUGUAAAAUAUGGCACAUUAAAUUGACAUUAGUAAUAAAUGUUAUCCUCUGAGUUGG